Molecule: messenger RNA, 1317 nt
Organism: Alternaria rosae
Lineage: Eukaryota; Fungi; Ascomycota; Dothideomycetes; Pleosporales; Pleosporaceae
Product: NifU-like N terminal domain-containing protein
Exons: 2
Coding region: 23-925 (300 amino acids)
Biological process (GO): intracellular iron ion homeostasis; iron-sulfur cluster assembly
Cellular component (GO): mitochondrial matrix; cytoplasm
Molecular function (GO): 2 iron, 2 sulfur cluster binding; ferrous iron binding
Source: RefSeq, a predicted model, not a curated record
GAUUCCAUAAUAAGUGUGGGGUAUGUGUGCGCACGGACAUUACGUCGCCGGCGGCCGGGCGUGGCUUUUCAUCAUUACUUCAAUAGUCCGUCGCCAUCCACCUCCGCUACACCUACACCAACAUCGAACCGCGACCGGAACUAUUGCCAAAACUCACCGACGAUACUACCAAACCUCAAAACACCACACACAUCGAUCGCCACCAUGUUUAGGAGAGUCGCAGCAGCAGUGCCCGCCCAGGCCGGAAGAGCGCUCGCAACCGCCGCCAGGCCCAGCAUCGUUUCGCCCAUUCGCACAGCAGCACCUGCAGUCUCAGCAGUCGGUCGGCGGCAGUACCACGAGAAAGAUAUGUCGCCCGCCCCUCUCGUUCGAAGACUCAACGUGGUGGCGACACACGAGUUUGAUUGGAAUCACCUCGUCAUCGCGCCACCAUCUCUGUCGAAUAACAUGUGAGAACGCUCAGCUAACAUUCACAGCACUGCUCGACCACUACAACAAGCCUCGCAAUGUCGGCUCCAUGUCCAAGACGGAUAACGAUGUCGGUACUGGACUAGUCGGCGCACCCGCAUGUGGCGACGUCAUGAAGCUCCAGAUCCGUGUCGACCCCAACAGCAACACCAUUAGCGAUGUCAAGUUCAAGACCUUCGGCUGCGGCAGCGCGAUUGCGAGUUCGAGUUACCUGACCGAAUUGGUGCGGGGCAUGACACUGGAGGAUGCGUCGAGGAUUAAGAACACAGAGAUUGCAAAGGAGCUCUGCCUUCCACCUGUAAAGCUCCACUGCUCUAUGCUUGCUGAAGACGCCAUCAAAUCCGCCAUCUCCAACUACUACACCAAGAACCCCAACGCACGGCAAACAGAUCUUGGCGGCAAGUCGGCACCGCUUCCAAAGGUCGAGAUCGAGACUGUAUCCUCAGCGACGGCUUAGAAAGGAUGAUGACAAUGAUGAUGUAAAUUGAUACCAUGGGGACGAGAAGGAAGGUUGGAGAGGAAGUUUCCUGAUGUUACCUGCAUUCAGUCUUUCGCUACUCAAUGUACCGGGUAUGACUUGGGCGUUUGAGCGUUACUGCGGCUGGCUUCCUGUAUAGUAGGCUGAGAGUACAUAUGUUUUAUCGCAAUGAAGAAAAGUCCUAAUGCGAAGCGAUAUGUUUUGGCUACGAUGUGAUGUGUAAUGAAUGAACGGCGGAAGCAACUGCUGGGGAGGAUGAAACUUAGUGCUAAAUCAGCUGUAGUACGUAACAGCGGAAGUCGGCUCGACGAUCAUCUUAUGAGCUGAGUGUCACGCCAUGUAGGUGCUCUAUAUCUGAUGAUCCUACUCAU